AUGGUCAAACCGACGAAACCUCACCACAUCGAAACCGAAUUGGUCUUCUCCAAGUCCUCGGACCAAUUCAACGCAUCCGUGCCUCCCUUGUACCAGUCCGCCACCUUCAAGCAGGAGUCGCUCUCCAAUAUGGGCGAGUAUGACUACACCCGGUCUGGAAACCCCACCAGAACGUAUUUGCAACACAAAUUGGCGGCCAUCAUGAAGGCCAAUCAGACGUUCGCCGUCACGUCUGGUAUGGGAUGUCUUGACGUGAUUGUGCGUCUUCUUCUGCCAGGCGAUGAGGUGAUAGCCGGUGAUGACUUGUACGGAGGUACCCAUCGUCUUUUGACGUACAUGAACGCCAAGGGCGACCUCAAAGUGUUUCAUCAUGACACAACCAACACGGAGUUGAUGAAGUCCAAGAUCACGCCCCGCACAAAGAUGAUCUUCUUGGAGUCCCCCACCAAUCCUUUGAUCAAGGUCUGUGACGUCAAGGCCAUCAGCGACUAUGCGCAUUCGGUCAAUCCUGAUGUUAUUAUCGUGUUUGACAACACUAUGAUGACUCCUUUGUUGAUGACUCCUUUGGAUCUCGGUGUAGAUAUCCAGUACGAGUCCGCUACCAAGUACUUGAACGGUCACCACGAUAUCAUGGCCGGUGUCAUUGCCACGCGUAAUCCAUCGUUGGCCGAGAGAGUCUACUUUGUGAUCAACUCUACAGGAUGCGGCUUGAGUCCCUUCGAUUGUUGGUUGUUGAGUCGUGGCUUGCGUACAUUGGCAGUUCGUGUCGAGCGCCAACAGAGAAACUGCGUCAAGAUUGCCCAGUUUUUGGAACAGGUCGGCUUCAAAGUCAGAUAUCCGGGCUUGAAGUCCCAUCCACAGUAUGAGUUGCAUCGUAGCCAGUGUCUGGGCGCUGGUGCUGUGCUCAGCUUCGAAACCGGCUCCGUGACGCUUUCCGAAAAGAUCGUCGAGGCUUGUGACAUUUUCGGUAUUGCCGUUUCCUUUGGUUGUGUCAAUUCUUUGAUUUCCAUGCCUUGUAAGAUGUCUCACGCUUCGAUUGACGCCAAGACAAGAGAGGAGAGAGACAUGCCUGAAGACUUGAUCAGAUUGUGCAUCGGUAUCGAGAACAUUGACGACUUGAUCCAAGACUUGACUCGUGCAUUCUUGAAGAGCGGAGCUGUGAAGCUCAACGAACGCGAUGAAUUGUUCAACGCCUUCCCAGUCCAUCCCAAAUUGUAA
Molecule: messenger RNA, 1218 nt
Organism: Australozyma saopauloensis
Lineage: Eukaryota; Fungi; Ascomycota; Pichiomycetes; Serinales; Metschnikowiaceae
Product: cystathionine beta-lyase
Exons: 1
Coding region: 1-1218 (405 amino acids)
Biological process (GO): 'de novo' L-methionine biosynthetic process; transsulfuration
Cellular component (GO): cytoplasm
Molecular function (GO): pyridoxal phosphate binding
Source: RefSeq, a predicted model, not a curated record